Molecule: messenger RNA, 2553 nt
Organism: Notothenia coriiceps (black rockcod)
Lineage: Eukaryota; Metazoa; Chordata; Actinopteri; Perciformes; Nototheniidae
Product: carnitine O-palmitoyltransferase 1, liver isoform-like
Exons: 19
Coding region: 180-2531 (783 amino acids)
Biological process (GO): fatty acid metabolic process; carnitine metabolic process
Cellular component (GO): mitochondrion
Molecular function (GO): carnitine O-palmitoyltransferase activity
Source: RefSeq, a predicted model, not a curated record
CGACAUUUCCCACAGUCUGUGAAGGUAGCAGCUGCUCCAUCCAGGACAUCGAUCCAGGAGCAUCCAGUCCAGUAGACAAGGCCGACACUCACAAACACACACUUGGACGUAGUGAGGAUUUAGCAGUCGAUUCCAUGCUACCCUGGAUCCUGGAAAUAUCGUAAACAACAACAGUCAUCAUGGCUGAAGCCCACCAGGCCGUGGCCUUCCAGUUCACGGUCACUCGAGAGGGCAUCGAUCUGCGGCUGUCCCACCAGGCCUUCACUGAGAUCUACCUGUCCGGUGUGCGCUCCUGGAAGAAACGCAUCAUUGGACUCAAGAACAGCGUGGUGACGGGGGUUUACCCUGCCAGUCCUUCCUCCUGGCUGUUUGUCGUCAUAGCGAUUCUGGCUACUAUGUACACACGCUCCGACCCCUCCAUGGGACUCAUAGCCAAGAUACAGGAGAACCUGCCCGUCAGCCAGUCCAUGAGUAACCAGUGCCAGACGUUGGUGUCAGCAUUGCUCUUCAGCACCAUGCUGUGGCUCCUGCUCAUCUUCACCAUGCGCAUGUGCCUCAAGCAGCUGCUCUCCUACCACCGCUGGAUGUUCGAGAAGCACGGCAAGAUGUCCACCACCACCAAAGUCUGGGUGGCGCUGGUGCGGAUCUUCUCUGGCAGGAAGCCGCUGCUCUACAGCUACCAGGGCUCGCUGCCAAACCUUCCUGUGCCGGCCAUCAAGGACACAGUGAAGAGGCACUUGGAAUCGGUGCGUCCUCUGAUGGACGACACAGAGUUUGAACGCAUGACCCAGCUGGCGUCAGAGUUUGAGAGCAAGCUGGGUAACCGGCUGCAGUGGUACCUCAAACUCAAAGCCCUCUGGGCCACCAACUACGUUAGUGACUGGUGGGAGGAAUAUGUCUAUCUACGUGGACGAAGCCCAAUAAUGGUCAACAGUAACUAUUACGGCAUGGACUUCAUGUACGUGACGCCCACGCCCAUCCAGGCGGCUCGGGCCGGCAACAGCCUCCACGCACACUUCCUCUACCGCCGGAAACUCAACAAAGAGGAGCUCAGACCUACCCGCAUACCAGGCACUGUCAUUCCCCUGUGUUCAGCUCAGUGUGAGAGGCUUUUCAACAGCACACGCAUUCCUGGAGAGGAGACCGACACCGUGCAGCAUUGGCAGGACAGUGACUACAUCGCGGUGUACCACAACGGGCGCUACUUCCGGCUCAGGAUGUACCAGGCAGGCCGGCUCCUGUCGCCCCGGGAGAUCGAAACCCAAAUUCAGAGGAUCCUGGAUGACCCCUCAGCUCCUUCAACAGGAGAGGCCAAACUGGGGGCCCUGACCGCUGGAGACAGAAUUCCAUGGGCCGAAGCCAGGAUGAAGUAUUUCAGCAGCGGGGUGAACAAACGCUCUCUGGACUGCAUAGAGAAAGCCGCCUUCUUUGUGUCCCUGGAUGACGAGGAGCAGGGCGUGAUCGCAGACGACCCAGCUAGUUUAGAUGCAUACGCCAAAUCCCUGUUGCAUGGGAAAUGUUAUGACAGGUGGUUUGACAAAUCCUUCACAGUUAUUUUCUACAAGAACGGAAAAAUGGGCGUGAAUGGAGAGCACUCGUGGGCCGAUGCUCCGGUGUUGUCACACUUGUGGCAGCAAACCUUGUCCACUGACUGCUUUCAGCUCGGUUACAAUGCAGAGGGUCACUGCAAAGGAGAGGUGGACUCAUCUCUCCCCCCGCCACAGAAGCUCAGCUGGGAAAUCUCUCCAGAGUGUGAGGAGCAGAUCUCACAGUCUCUGGCUGUGGCCCAGGCCCUCGCUGAUGAUGUUGAUAUUCACGUUUUUGCCUACCAAGAAUUUGGCAAAGGGAGGAUCAAGAAGUGCCGAGUCAGUCCAGACGCCUUCAUCCAGAUGGUUCUGCAGCUGGCCUACUACAGGGACCAGAGGAGAUUCUGUUUGACGUACGAAGCCUCCAUGACCCGUCUGUUUAAGGAGGGCAGGACGGAGACGGUGCGCUCCUGCUCCAACGAGAGCAGUGCCUUUGUCCGAGCGCUUGAGAAUGGAGAGCCGUCGCAUGUGUGCAGGCAUUUGUUCCAGGAAGCGUCAGAAAAGCACCAGAAUCUGUAUCGCCUGGCUAUGACUGGAUCUGGCAUCGACAGACAUCUGUUCUGCCUCUACGUGGUGUCCAAAUACCUCGGAGUGGAGUCUCCCUUCUUGAAAGAGGUGCUGUCCGAGCCCUGGCGGCUGUCCACCAGUCAGUCUCCGAUGCACGUGGAGAUGUUUGAUAUCGUCAACCACCCAGAGUACGUCUCCUGUGGAGGGGGCUUUGGACCGGUGGCUGAUGACGGUUAUGGGGUAUCCUACUCCUUUAUGGGGGAUAACAUAUUGAACUUCCACAUCUCGUGCAAGCACUCGUGUCCAGAAACUGAUGCACAUAAGUUUGGCGAUCAGAUCAGAACAGCGCUGCAGGACCUGCUCCAGCUGCUGAGCCCCAUCCGAACAGAGUGCCACAGGGCGGAGGGGGGGGGGCCCGACGUGAAGAAACACCUGUAGGCGAGACUCAGGGCAAAGGGAA